This is a messenger RNA of Osmerus eperlanus (European smelt), 1325 nucleotides long. RefSeq names its product growth arrest and DNA damage-inducible protein GADD45 gamma-like. The record is from RefSeq and is a predicted model, not a curated record. Gene Ontology annotation, cellular component: cytoplasm; nucleus. Gene Ontology annotation, biological process: regulation of cell cycle. The coding region runs from base 203 to 625 and encodes 140 amino acids. The transcript has 3 exons. NCBI's taxonomy places the organism in Eukaryota, Metazoa, Chordata, Actinopteri, Osmeriformes, Osmeridae.
AGUUGUCUCUAUAGGCACGCGCCUUCGAAGGGGGGGUUGGUCGGGCAUUGUCUCCAAGCAGCCAAUCACAGAACGCGCGUGUGCCGGCGCCGGGGUCCUCUGUAUAAAUAGUGGAAGUUUCUCAGAAUCAGCACAAACACUCCUCUGUUAAAUCUCUAUCAACAUCUUUGACUUAGCUUAUAGCUUCUGAACUAACUUCAACAUGCAGACUGCUGGAAAAUCCCUGAAGGAGGCUUUGAACUGUGCUCAGAGCGAGGAUCGCCUCACUGUUGGUGUCUAUGAGAGUGCCAAAAUAAUGACUGAUGACCCAGACAGUGUGUCUUUCUGCGUCCUGGCCACCGACGAGGAGUUUGAGUGUGACAUCGCUCUCCAGAUCCACUUCACCCUCAUCCAGUCGUUCUGCUUCGACAACGACAUCAGCAUUGUCAGAGUGAGCGACAUGGACCGCCUGGCUGAGAUUGUCGGUGACAAGUCUGGUCAACUGGAAGAUGCUCACUGCGUCCUAAUCACGAACCCAGCUGAUGGUGCUUGGGAGGACCCGGCCCUGGAGAAGCUGCACCGGUUCUGUGAGGAGAGCCGCAGCCUGAACGACUGGGUUCCUGAAAUCACCCUGCCUGGCCGCUGAACUGGGACCUUACUCUUCUCUUCUGAGAUGCUGAAUACCCGUUCUACAAGGAAAUACUCAUCCUACUACAGGAUGACCCUGUUUCUCAUCCCUGGAUCCUCCUGAGGAGAAUUCCAAUCCAGGCAGCGCGUGGCCGGCCCGAGGGGCCCCCGCGAUCCGUCGUCUCUUGUACCGUCCAUGCCAAGGUGACUCUCAUUCUUUAUGUGAAUGAGGUCAGGUAUGCCACGAGAGCGACAAAAGGACCCUCAUUCUUUGUGCGGAUGAGGUUUGGAGAGAAAGGAGAAGCGAGUUCUGCAUCCUGUGGUCCACAGAGCGAGAGUCGCACGUUGAAGCACGCGCAGUAGGAGAUGAAGCGGUGCUGAGAAAGAAGCAUUCUUAAAAAGGGACUUUUUAAAAUGUCUUCUUGCUGAGCAACACUAACACCGUUGCUGCCAGCGAAAUAUUUCCCACUUUCCAGAAUGGUCUUAAUUUUCUAAAGGUUUCACUUUAGAUAAUUUGAAUAUGUCAAACGUUAAAAAAAAAAUUAUGAAACUAAGUAAAUCACUGUUCUCUAAAGGUUUCACUUUAGAACAUUUGAAUGCAUCAAAAAAAGAAAAAAACAUUAAAUACAUUUGUCUUCAGAGAUGAUUAGUUAUCAUGACAAAGAAAAAAUAAACUAUAAAUCUACUUUUGUCUAAAGUUUUUAGAAAUAUUUGUGUAA